This is a messenger RNA of Fonsecaea nubica, 1653 nucleotides long. RefSeq lists its product as hypothetical. The record is from RefSeq and is a predicted model, not a curated record. Gene Ontology annotation, molecular function: carbohydrate:proton symporter activity. Bases 1 to 1653 code for a protein of 550 amino acids. NCBI's taxonomy places the organism in Eukaryota, Fungi, Ascomycota, Eurotiomycetes, Chaetothyriales, Herpotrichiellaceae. Gene Ontology annotation, cellular component: membrane. Gene Ontology annotation, biological process: transmembrane transport; carbohydrate transport. The transcript has 4 exons.
AUGCCGGGCGAGGUUCGUGCUCUCUCUACUACCAACGAUGUCAAUCGCAUCGAGGCUCCAGUGACCUGGAAAGCCUAUCUCAUCUGUGCCUUUGCGUCCUUUGGUGGUAUCUUCUUUGGUUAUGACUCCGGUUACAUCAAUGGUGUCAAUGGCGUCGAGCUGUUCAUCCAUAUCAUUGAAGGCCCCGAUGCCACAGCUCUCUCGUCGCCCCACCAGUCUCUGAUCGUCUCCAUCCUGUCUUGCGGAACCUUCUUCGGCGCCCUCAUUGCCGGUGAUGUCGCCGAUAUCAUUGGUCGUAAAUGGACUGUCAUCGCAGGCUGCCUCAUCUAUAUUCUCGGUGUCAUCAUUCAAAUGAUCACUGGGCCCGGUCACGGUCUCGGUGUCAUUGUCGCGGGUCGUCUGAUUGCUGGUUUCGGUGUCGGGUUCGAAAGCGCCACUGUGAUUCUGUAUAUGAGUGAAAUCUGUCCUCGAAAGGUUCGCGGUGCCCUCGUGGCUGGGUAUCAAUUCUGCAUCACGAUCGGUCUCCUUUUGGCCUCCUGCGUCGACUAUGCCACGGAACACCGAUCAGACACUGGCUCCUAUCGGAUUCCCAUUGCAAUUCAGUUUGCUUGGGGUCUGAUCCUCGGCGGUGGUUUGGUGUUCCUGCCUGACUCGCCUCGAUACUUUGUCAAGAGAGGCCGCAUUGAGAAGGCUAUGCAGGCACUCUCUCGCCUCCGCGGUCAGCCUACUGAUUCCGAGUACAUCCAAGUGGAAAUUGCCGAAAUCAUCGCCAACGACGAGUACGAGCGUGAGAUGAUUCCGUCGUCUGGUUGGUUCUCCAGCUGGUACAACUGCUUCAAAGGAGGCUUGUGGCAUCAAAAAUCCAAUCUCCGUCGUACUAUUCUCGGGACGUCGUUGCAGAUGAUGCAGCAGUGGACCGGUGUCAACUUCAUCUUCUACUACUCGACGCCUUUCCUCCAGUCGACUGGCGCCAUUGACAACACCUUUUUGAUUUCCCUGAUCUUCACGCUGGUCAACGUGUGCUCCACCCCGAUCUCUUUCUACACGGUGGAAAAGUUUGGCCGUCGUCCUUUGCUCGUCUGGGGAGCCUUGGGUAUGCUUAUUUGCCAAUUCCUUGUCGCCAUCAUCGGUGUCACGGUCGGUUUCAACCACACCCAUACCAACGCCGACGGUGACAGCAUCGCCAACAACAUCUCGGCGGUCAAUGCACAGAUUGCCUUUAUUGCCAUCUUCAUCUUCUUCUUUGCCUCGACUUGGGGUCCUGGCGCCUGGAUUGUCAUCGGAGAGAUCUUCCCUCUUCCGAUCCGUUCCCGAGGUGUGGGUCUCUCGACCGCCUCUAACUGGCUCUGGAACACGAUCAUUGCUGUCAUUACACCCUACAUGGUCAACGAGGACAAAGGCAACCUGAAAUCCUCCGUCUUCUUCAUCUGGGGCGGCCUGUGCACGUGUGCAUUCGUCUACGCAUUCUUCCUCGUCCCCGAAACCAAGGGUCUGACCUUGGAACAAGUUGACAAGAUGAUGGAAGAGUCCACCCCGCGUACCUCGAGCAAGUGGAAGCCUACCAAGACUUUUGCCGAGCACAUGGGUAGUGAAGGCGGUAUCCUCAACAAGGAGAUUGUCGCAGAUGUCGAGAGGAAGGGCUCCGUCUUUUAG